Drosophila albomicans is the source of this 4020-nucleotide messenger RNA. RefSeq names its product myb-like protein AA. The coding region runs from base 1562 to 3955 and encodes 797 amino acids. Gene Ontology annotation, molecular function: DNA-binding transcription factor activity, RNA polymerase II-specific; RNA polymerase II cis-regulatory region sequence-specific DNA binding. Gene Ontology annotation, cellular component: nucleus. Gene Ontology annotation, biological process: regulation of transcription by RNA polymerase II. The transcript is spliced from 4 exons. Lineage: Eukaryota; Metazoa; Arthropoda; Insecta; Diptera; Drosophilidae. The record is from RefSeq and is a predicted model, not a curated record.
UGCGGGACUGUUUAAACUUUUUGCGGGUUGCGCGCGUUGCAAACACAAAAAGCGAACAACUUGAUUGUUUUUCCUCCUCUUCAACACACACACGAGUUUUGCGGAGUCGCGUGCGCGCGUUUCAAUUGCGUUUUGCGUGCGUUUUGUGUGCGUUUUUUUGCGUUGCCGAGGGAAAUACUCUUCAUACUCGUAUGCAAGCAGCUGCAUCUGAGGCUUUGAAAUCAGUUUUAUGUUUAGCUGCUGCUCUAAGCCAAAUCACUCAUAAAAAAUACUAAAAACAGCAACAGUAAAAAGCAAUUCAAAGCUGCCAUAAAAUCAAAAUGAUCAUCCAAGUAUAUGCAUUCAUUUUGUGUUGUAUGUAAUUAAAUAUGUAUGUACAUGGGAUAUGCCCUUCGUUAAGCUACCAAAUGUACAUAACACUCUAUAUAUGCAUAUACAUAUACUAUAUAUAAAGUUAUAUGUAUAGAGUAGUAUAAUCAAAAGAGACAAACUCGUUUCCAUCAACGGCAACGCGCAGUAACAAAUAUAAAACAAAUUAAAUUAAAUUAAUUUUAAUUGCCGCCAAAAGAUCACAUAAAAAGCGUGCAGUUAAAAGAAAAAUAUCAGCAAAUUAAUUAUAUUGUAUAUAGAAAAACAUGAUGCGAUAAAAAAGUUUACGAUUUAAAAAUAAAAAAAAGUUUAUACACACAACAACAAAGCAGAAAACAACAGAAGCGAUAACGCAACAGGCGCGCUCUAAACAAAAGACUUAGGCAACGAACUGGCUGCCGUUUUCUCGUGUUGCGAGUGUGUUGUGAGCCAGAUAACGGUGCUUCGGUUCGGUUGAUAGCAGCAACAACAACAAACAAAAUGCAACAAGCAACAAACUAAUUGACAAGUCAAAUCCUGCCUGCCUGCCUGCCUCACUGUUGCAAGCUGGCAAACAGCUGGCAUCAAACAAGGAAAAACACAAACAAAAACGAAACGAAACGAAUCAAAUCGAAAACGUAGUGAGGAGAAAAGCAAAACAAUCGACGGACAACUCGUCGUCGUCUCCGUCUCCGUCAUCGUCAUCGUCGUGGCUUCAAAUUCAACUUCAACUUUAAUCAAAUCACUGCCGAACGAACGAACGAACGACAAUUGCAAGUGUGCCUCUUAAUGUCUUGCCACAAAAUAGCAAAGUAGAGAGAAAAAAAACCAAAUAAAUUUACAUAAAUAUUUCACGUGCUGCUUUUUUGCAACAUCCGUGUGUCCAUAAAAACUUUCUGUGUGUUCUACGCAAAUGUGAGUGCAAGUGUCUGUCUCCUAGAGAAUACCUGCUAAAUGCCAUUGGCACAAAAGUUCAAAUAAUACUUCAAAUAGAAAACAAAUACAAAAGCAAAGGCAAAGAAAGAGAGUUUGCAGUGCGUUAAUUGCGUGCGAAUCCUAUGCAAUAUGUCAGAGUCAGCACCUUAAGCUCUUUCACUUGGCAUCGAAAACAACCUAAGCUAAGCAAUAAAAUCUAAUUAAACAAAAUUCAUAUUCCAAUAUCAAAUCAAGAAGUCAAAGCAUUUUGUUCGCACUGGAAAUUCACGGACAUCAAAUGAUUGGCACCGAGGAGAUGUCCACAUCGACUGGCAUGGAUAUAAGUGAAUCCUUUCGUGCCGAGGAUCUCUCGAAGACGGACUUCUUCGACUUUGUCACAGCGCCUGACAUGGGCAUUGGCAUCGGAGUCGGCGUUGGCGUCGGAGUCGAUGUGGCAGCCUGCGUAGACCUGCAACAGCAGCAACAUCAUCAGCCACAGCACACACAACAGCCACAACACAGUCACAAUCACAGCCAAGGACAUCAGCCAAACACGUCACAAACGCCACAGCAGCAAAGAAAUAACAACAACAACAUGACGCACGAUGUCACAGAUGGAAGCGGAGGCGGGGCAGGGAUUGUGGCAGUCAGCAAUCGCAAUGGCAGCACCAGCAAUGGAGGCGAUCCCACGUUACAGGGCUACGAGUUCUGGCACCAGGACAAGGACAACAGCCGCCUGGACUCGAGCUCGAUAUUCGAGGACCUCGAUCGCUACUGCUGGCAACAGCAGCUGGUGACAGCGAGCGGCACGGGGAGCGUGAACACGAGCAGCGUUCGAUGUAGCACCCAGCCCAGUCCCACCUCUCCGCAAGCACAUCCCUUACAACAACACCAGCAGCAGCAACAGCAACAACACCAGCAGCAACAUCAACACCAGCAACACCAGCAGCAGCAACAACAGCCCAAUGCGAGCAGCUCGUCGAGUGCGGCGGGCAGCAGCAGCGAUACCAUCAGCAGCCUGGAGACAGCCGAUGGCCAGAUCUACACACUGACAGUAUUAAACGGAGCCGAGCCCUGGCUGAAGCGGGAACCGGAGCAGCUGCCCAGCUCGCUUGAUCUGGACAGUCUGCUAGGCAGCUUUCCGGGCUACAUCAAGUCGGAGUAUCCCUACGACGACAGCGGCUUCAGCACGGACGGCAAGGAUGUGAUUGUCAGUGGGGCAGACGCCAAUGGUCUCAGCAGUAUUUCGCAAUCCCAAUCGCAGCAAUCUCAGCACGGACAGUCGCUACCCUCGCUGGUCACGGCCAUCUCUCUGGCGGGUGGCGGCGGCGGAGGGGUGAACGAUCUGGGCCAGCAGCUGGCGCAGUUCCAGAACAACAACAACGACUGGCACAUGGCCGAUCACAAUGCGGAAGCGGAGCAGAACUCAGCGGAGUCGUUGCUACGCAGUGCACUUCAAGGCAAAGGCUAUGCCAAGGGACUGCAGCACAUGCAGAAUGGCUUGAGUUUGCCCGUGGUGAAGGACGACGAGAUGCGGCGACUGCUUUUCACGCCCGACGAUGCUGCCGAUGCGUUGGGAUUCGCGGAUUCGACGCUGAGCACGGCGCAGAUGUUUGAGGAUGCGCAGUCGAUGGGCCAGGUGGGUGGCGGGGGCGUGAUGUCUGCGUCGAAUCAUGGCCAGCACGGCGGCAACGCCACCAACAUUAUUGUGGAUGACAUGUUCCUGUCGCUGGAGAACGCCUUCAGCGAUGAUUUCGAGAAGCUCAAGCGGUUGGCCAACGAGGUGCAACAGUUCUGCAGCGGAGGCAACGGCACGCCCACGCCUGGAGACUACUCGAGCAGUGAUGUGCUCAUGCAAAUCUCGCCCAGCGGCGCAGCAGCGAGCGCAGCAACAGCCCCGCAACUGCAGCCACUAGCCAAUGCCCAGCAGCAGCCACAACAACAGCAGCAGCAACCGCCGCCGCAGCCACUGAAGCCAGAGGUAUCGACGUCGACUGUGAGUCCAGCCGGAGCAGGAGGUCGCCUAGGAGGUGUGAGCAAGCCGAAGAAGCAGUACAAGCGCAGCAAUAGCAGCAUCAACAACAACAACAACCCGAGCGUGGCCAACAACAACAAUAGCAAGGCGGCCAACGGCAACAGCAGCGUCUUAGGCGUCGUCAUUGGAAAUGGAGGCAGUUCCUCAUCCAGUGGCAGCGCCAGCAGCAGCAGCAACAGUCCGCCCGCCAACUGCAAUGCCAGCGGCGGCUCAGGCAGCUCGGGAGGAGGUAGCUCCGGAGGAGGCGGAGGACAGCGCAAGGAGCGUUCGCUGCACUACUGUUCGAUCUGCUCGAAGGGAUUCAAGGAUAAGUACUCGGUGAAUGUGCACAUACGCACGCACACCGGCGAGAAGCCGUUCGCUUGCUCGCUGUGCGGCAAGAGUUUCCGACAGAAGGCGCAUCUGGCCAAGCACUAUCAGACGCACAUGACCCAGAAGAAUAACGGCAGCCUCAUCAAAGGCAGCUCCUCGAAGCAUCAGCGAGCUGGCGCCAAUGCAGCCAACGCGGCUGCGAGCUUAGCUCAACAGCGACAGCUGAGUGCGGUGUCAAGUGCUGUGGCCACACCCAGUCUGAUGAGUGCGGGCGUUGUGCUCAGCGGUCCCAAUACCCCGCCCGGAGUGUUACCCCCGGCCAAUGGGCUUCUGGCGAAUCGGUAACGAACCCAACAAAGCGAAACCACACACAACCAACUAUUUCUUGUUCCUUACUUACAAAAAUACAA